Molecule: messenger RNA, 2994 nt
Organism: Onthophagus taurus
Lineage: Eukaryota; Metazoa; Arthropoda; Insecta; Coleoptera; Scarabaeidae
Gene: Atg1
Product: serine/threonine-protein kinase unc-51-like protein Atg1
Biological process (GO): protein autophosphorylation; autophagy of mitochondrion; reticulophagy
Cellular component (GO): cytosol; phagophore assembly site; phagophore assembly site membrane
Molecular function (GO): protein serine/threonine kinase activity; ATP binding
Source: RefSeq, a predicted model, not a curated record
UUCCUCAAAUAGAGAAAGAGAGACAAUCAAUAUUAUCUUUAAAUAGAGAGUAGUGAAAAUGGCGUAUUUGACAGACUAUGCAUGUUUUCGUACGUUUUAAAGUGUCUCCACCAUCGAGGACAACUCACUCAGCGUUAAACUGCUUUAAUUGAUCAAAAGAGAGUGCGUCAAAUCGGGAUAAACGAGAACGUUAAAUGUGUAGAAUGUGACCUAAUUCCCGUGAGCGAGAAAAUAAGGAAGAUUUUUUUUUGUGUAAGAAAUCUAACACGCGACGUUGUUGUACAACAGUUUCUGGUGUAAACAAAGAGUGAUUUAAAGAAAAAUAGUAAUAAUGGAGACUGUUGGUGAUUAUGAGUAUAGCACCAAAGACCUAAUUGGUCAAGGGGCUUUCGCCGUGGUUUUUAAGGGGCGAAGUAAAAAGAACCCACAACUAAUCGUGGCUAUCAAAAGCAUCAUGAAGAAAAGUUUAGCGAAAUCACAAAAUUUAUUGGGAAAAGAAAUUAAAAUCCUCAAGGAAUUAACGGAACUACAUCACGAAAACGUUGUUGCACUUUUGGAUUGCAAAGAAUACCCCCAACAUGUUUAUUUGGUUAUGGAGUAUUGCAACGGUGGUGAUUUAGCUGAUUACUUAGGAGAUAAAGGAACGUUAAGUGAGGAUACAAUUCGUCUCUUUUUAAUACAAUUAGCUGGUGCUAUGAAAGCUUUAUACGCUAAAGGAAUAGUUCAUAGAGAUUUAAAGCCCCAAAAUAUCCUGCUUUCACACAGCGGGCAAAAAUCGUAUCCAGAACCGAGUGAAAUUAAAUUAAAAAUUGCCGAUUUCGGGUUCGCUCGGUUUUUGCAAGAUGGGGUUAUGGCGGCGACUUUAUGUGGGAGCCCUAUGUAUAUGGCCCCCGAAGUGAUCAUGUCUCUAAAAUACGAUGCUAAAGCUGAUUUGUGGAGUUUAGGAACGAUCGUUUUUCAAUGUUUAACUGGAAAGGCCGCUUUUCAUGCAACGACACCAACAGCUUUAAAACAAUUUUAUGAAAAGAACGCUAAUUUAGCCCCAAAGAUUCCUCCGGGAACAACAACUGAAUUAUGUGAUUUAUUAAACGGGUUGUUAAAAAGAAAUGCGAGAGAACGGAUGAAUUUCGACCAAUUUUUUAACCACAAAUUUUUACAACGACCAUCGGUAACACCCCCCGCUGAAAUUCCAGUUGUUGAGGCAUACGCUACCUCUCCGAUUAUGAAACCAACUCUACGGGCGGCUACUCCAAUUAAAAUUGGAACCCCACCAACAUCACAACCAGAUUCUCCGAGAAGUGCAAGAAUUAUUUUAAGUUCGAGCCCCGAAGAUGAUUUCGUUUUAAUCCCGGAACAUUUAACUGAAAGUUAUACAAACGAUAAACAUAUGAAGUUACCAAUAAAAAAUAACCCACAACCUUGCGCUCCAAGCGCGAGUCCACCAAGACCGAGUUUUCUGCCAAUUAGUGAGCCAAUCCCAGUUCCUUCUCAACGACAAACUUACCAAAAAAUGAUUAAUAGGGGGAAUAAAAACGAGAAGAGUACCGAGCAAGAAGCGGAUAAUAACGUGCUUGUUCCACGAUCGCAACCUAUUAACAUGAAAAGAUCUGAAAAUAAAAACGUGCAGGAUAUCGAUAUAAGUUCGUGGUCCCCACCGUCGGUUCAAUUCGUAAUUGGAACACCCCCGGGAUCUGGUAGACGGAGAACUUCGAGCAGUAGUUUGUGCGAAACUCCUCCACCACCGAAUUUAUGGUCCGAAUCUCCUGUUUCAACUAAAGUUGUCAUGCCUAGUAAUUCUCCUUUAAGAAGAUCGGGGACUUCUCCCCCAGUUCUUUUGGGUCCAUUAGCAAAAGUACCGUUAUUUAGUCCAACGCAAAACGAUAAUAAUAAUUUGAGACACCCUUCGUUCGGAAAUUUACGAGCUAUGACAUUACCUGAAAUCUCGGAAAUGAAUAAUUUACCUGCUUUCUUCACCGAUACUAGUACUUAUGAGUGCCCACCGAUUGAUUUUAAACCUCCUGAUUUAGAAGAAGAAACUUUACUUGAUAGAGAACAUAAUGAGAUUUUAGCAAAAAUUAAUUUUGUAUUGGCGUUAAGUAAAUGCGUGCUUGAAUUGGCAUCAGCAAAAGGGGCUCCGAUUCCUUUCGUGGUUGAAUACAUGGCCGAUGUUUCUCAUUCAGCACCACCGAUUAAACGAGCCGAGCAAUUGGUGCUGAUGGUGAGGGCUUUGCAAUUGUUGGGGUCUGGAUUAGCUUUGGCUACGCAUCAAUUGAAAACGAAAAAAUUACGAGCUACUAAUUCGGUUAAAAACGUUAUGUCGACGUUGAAUACGAAAUUUAGAACGACGUUAUCGUCGUGUAAAAAAUUAAAUAACACAGGGAUUUUAUCGAAGAUUGCUUCAGCUAAUAUCACAGCUGAUAAAUUAUUGUACGAUUAUGCUAUGAAAUUGUGUCAAACGGCUGCUUUAGAUGAAUUAUUUGGUAAUCCAUCGGAGUGCUUCCAACGGUACCAAACGGCACAAAUUUUGCUUCAUAGUUUAGGUCAACAGGUGCAGAAUCUCGAAGAUAAAGAGUUAUUAAAGAAAUACCAAGAUGCUGUGGAAAAGCGACUUUUUGUACUACAACGGCAAGGAUACAUUUAUGCAACGGAUAACGUGAGUUAAGUUAAUAAACGAAGAAAUAAAAUUGUUUUCAAUAAACCUAAUUAAGGAGUAUUUAAGAGAUGUUUUUCUGUGUUAUCGUUAAAUUUUUUUGUAACUCGUUUAACUUUAUGUAUUUCGAAUGGAAGUAAAAAGGUGUGGAUCAAGAAUGAACGAUUAAUAUUUAAUACGAUUAAUUUAUUAAAUUGUUUCGUAAACAUUAGAGAUAAUUAAAAGGUGUAUAACAUAUCUACUUGGUCCUAAAAAAGUUUUGGGGAAUCCGGUUUUAUUUCAUCCUUUGUAGAUAUGUAAAUAAAUAAUUUUUUCGAUAGUGCUCAAUAAAUAAAUUAAAAACA